This is a messenger RNA of Aureobasidium namibiae CBS 147.97, 855 nucleotides long. RefSeq lists its product as uncharacterized. The record is from RefSeq and is a predicted model, not a curated record. Lineage: Eukaryota; Fungi; Ascomycota; Dothideomycetes; Dothideales; Saccotheciaceae. The annotation marks the transcript as partial. The transcript has a single exon.
AACACAGAUCUCAACAUGGACGACGCAGAUGUCAACAUGGGUGGCAUCGACCCAGCAAGACCACUUCUCCCAUAUGGAAUUCCAUAUCCUCCAGCGCUGCCGGAUAAGCUCAGGUGGCAGGACGGUGAGGGUGAAAUUGAUCCGGAUUGGCGCAGACACGCAAAGUACUUCGGGGCUAGAGACAAUGUUCGGGGUGAUGGCUUCGACAUCCGAUCUUGCCAUCCCAAUCUCAAAGGCAACGGCAGCUCUACAGGUAGUUGGGAAGUGGAUUAUCGGCUUGGACCCCCGAGCAACGGGGUAGUAUGGAACGACGUAAUCGCCAAGUGGGGAUUGCAAGUUUUGGACGCAGCUGGCUUUUUGGAUCUCGAUUUUGGCCUUCCGCAUUCGUCCCAAGAACCUCGAGGGCGGUACUUCCUCAAGAGGCCUGAGGUCUGGAAAGAUGAAACACUUCAUCCAGUAUUCAGGCGGGACAUGUGGAGGGAUGGCUUACUCGAUAGGGAGUGGUCCAGUAUGAAGCCGGCAUUCCUCUUGGCGAGUGCCUUGCUUGAUGAUCCUUCCACAAUGUGUCUCUUCUAUGCUGUGGCAACACCUUCAUGCCAUGUGUAUCUUUCAGAUCCAACGCUGCCGUUCUGCCGAAGGCUCCAAGUCCCGGAUUUCUUGACCGAAGCACAGCAGGCGUCUACUUUCCAGAAGAUCUGCGAUAUGCGACAACGGACUUACUUUUACUGGGAAUCUCCUGCGAACUUGGCACGGCUCGGUGCCGGCGCUGCCACUGGUGCUACCCACCCUAUCAACGAUAUCCAUAGCUUGUGGGUAUUCCAGCAGACUUUCGUGUCGUCAUUGCGAACUUUGUAA